Molecule: messenger RNA, 2668 nt
Organism: Neodiprion fabricii
Lineage: Eukaryota; Metazoa; Arthropoda; Insecta; Hymenoptera; Diprionidae
Gene: nmd
Product: outer mitochondrial transmembrane helix translocase
Exons: 6
Coding region: 179-1306 (375 amino acids)
Cellular component (GO): mitochondrial outer membrane
Molecular function (GO): ATP binding; ATP hydrolysis activity
Source: RefSeq, a predicted model, not a curated record
CUUCUCACACCGUGUUCAUAGCAUAGAUUUGCCUUAGUCUGCCAUCUGCGCUGCGUUACACGGCUCACAGUUCACACGAUUUGGUUAAAUGUUUUAGGUUACAUUCAUCGAGUGCGGAAUUGCAUGCGUCACGUUACUAAUAUUUUUUGAUAAUAUUUCAAAACUAAAACUAAUUACAAUGAAUAUGGCGGAUGGAGCAUUUAGUCGAAGUGAAAUUGUGGGGCUCGUAGUGAGAUUAUCGGUCGUUACGGCUAUUACCUACAUCAGCAUCAGAUGUUUGAUGAACCAACUCGAUCCAACAACCAAAUCAAAGAAGAAGGCGAAAAAGAAGGCUCAGGAACAUCUACGUAGAUUGGGAAUGACAGAAAAUGUUUCUUUAGCUAUCGAUCAGCUAACAGAUUAUGAGAUGAUGAUUGCUAGUCACCUGGUGGAUCCCAACGAUAUUACGAUAUCCUGGGAAGAUAUAGCAGGACUAGAAAAUGUGAUCCAGGAACUCAGAGAAACUGUUAUACUGCCAAUACAGCGAAAAGACCUUUUUGCUGAUUCACAACUGACCCAAGCACCGAAGGGUGUGUUGCUACAUGGUCCACCUGGGUGUGGAAAAACUCUGAUUGCAAAGGCAACUGCUAAAGAAGCUGGAACACGAUUCAUAAAUUUAGAUGUGAGCAUUUUGACUGACAAGUGGUAUGGAGAAAGUCAAAAGUUGGCUUCUGCUGUUUUUACAUUGGCUGUAAAACUUCAGCCAUGCAUCAUCUUCAUUGAUGAAAUUGAUUCAUUCCUUCGAAUGCGCAACACACAUGAUCACGAAGCUACAGCAAUGAUGAAAGCACAGUUUAUGUCACUAUGGGAUGGACUUAUCACAGACCCAACAUGUACCGUGAUUAUUAUGGGAGCUACAAAUAGACCACAAGAUCUCGACAAGGCUAUUCUGAGGCGUAUGCCUGCGACGUUUCACAUUAGCAUGCCUAAUGUUGCACAACGGGCCCAAGUCCUAAAAUUGAUUCUUGAGAAGGAACCAAUGGCGGAAGAGGUUGAUAUAGCCAGUUUGAGCAUAAUGACCGAUGGCUUUUCUGGUUCAGACUUACGAGAGCUCUGCCGAAACGCAUCUGUCUAUCGUGUCAGAGACUUCGUUCGUCAUCAUGCACCCGCAGCCAAUGCAUCUGCUGGUACGAGUACGGAUGAUGAAGAAUAUCAUGACGCUCUGCGCCCCAUUACAAUGGAAGAUCUUGUGAUUUCCGUGCAUAAAAUGAGGGACUCCAAAGUGCAUACGGGGACUCUUAAUGCUGUUAAACUUGAUUUAGAUUAGGAUGAAUCGUUUUUUCUUCUUAAAUUCAACUACUCAAGUGUCUAGUAUACUCUGAUUCACCCAGUACUUCUUUUCCAUUUGUUUCCCUGAAUACAUCAUGGAUUAGGACUCUACACUUUAUAUUUCCUGUUCCAGGUGACAGCUUAGCGUAUAUGUAGAAUAGGUUUGUAUAGUAAAUAUCAAAGGGAUAUUCCUGUAAACAUUGUGAUAUACGAAAGCUUUUUAGUUGUUGCAUUUUCAACUUUCAAAUACGUGAAAAUUAGGAUUACCACAGAGCAACUGUUUAUGUUUGAUUUUUGAAACAGAUAGUAUUUUCUGUUUUCAAUUUUAAGUUCGUUUCUUCGGUGUAAACAUUGACAAAUAGAAAAGUUAUACAAACACAAAUUUUUUACUCAGAUUGUGAUUCUUCUAGCUGCCAUUAUGGGGUCAUAAACCUUUAUUGUUAUGCGAGGCACACCUCUUGAUUAUCAGGAUGUGCUAAAUUUUAGCGCAGCUUUAUGACAAAAGAUGAAUAUGAUGGAUUGAGACAUGGCGGAAAAGUAAAAAAUGAAUAAUGAACAAAUUGUUGUACAGUGAGUUUGAUGAAAGUGUGGGAACGAAUGUAUCCGAAAAACUACACGGUUGAAUUCCUUUCAAGAUCAUCGUUAUCAAUAGUUUACACUAAAAAUAUUGAGCUGAAUGUCGACUCUGAAUCAAAGUGGUUCUCUGAUUCUUAGAUUUUAUUUUUUCACGUAUUUUUGUUUGAUCUAUUUGUAAUAUGCGGUAUAUUCGGAUAGCCGCGCGGAAUAGUCAAACCCGAGGUUUUACUCGUGAAAUCCCGUAUCAAAAACCUCGACGGAUAUUCAACAUAUUGCGAUAUUAUGUUUUCAAACUGAGGACAAUUCAAAAAUAUCUUGUUUGCUUGAGAAAUCUAUUGGUAAAUGAUUGAAUAUUUAAAUUCGGAAUAUUGAAAUCCACAAUAAUAUAGGAAUAUCCUUCUGAAUCUUCCUUAUUUCAUGUUUUACAGAAGUAUUCAAGCAUUCUUUUAAUGACUGUUUGGAGGUAUUUUUAAGUCAUUUUCGUUACACAUACAUACCGCAAGAAUUUUUUGAGUUUACCCAAUUGUGCCACUAAUGGUGACUCCACAAGUUUUGUUAACAGCUGUGAGUGUUAAAGCACCUUCUUCGGAGAUUCCCUCUGCAUAUGUAUAAUUGUUAGCAGGAACCUAACAAGAAAAAUCGGCACAUUUUUUGAAUUUUAGUUAUUACUUGUAAAUUGCAGAUCUGACAGUGAAAAACACUGAUUCCCAUCUGAGAAUACGUAUAAACGAAUGAAGGGCAAUUUGUUUUUAAUAAAGAAUAGUAUCCCUAGAGAAAAAAAUUA